This is a messenger RNA of Cyclopterus lumpus (lumpfish), 3168 nucleotides long. RefSeq lists its product as uncharacterized. Lineage: Eukaryota; Metazoa; Chordata; Actinopteri; Perciformes; Cyclopteridae. The record is from RefSeq and is a predicted model, not a curated record. Gene Ontology annotation, molecular function: catalytic activity.
AUGUGGAGCUACAAGCUUGCUGUGAGCGUUGUGCUCCUGUGGACUGUCCUGUCCCUCCUAAUACUCCCAGUAUCACCCCUGACCCACUACCUGAGCGCGGAGCUCCUCCAAUUUAGAUUCCUCCGUUCUGCUCCUCCGCCUGUAUUAUACAACUUCCCGGACAUCGCUCGCCACCGCCGGAGGUACAUUCACCGCGGAUCGGGGCGAUACCACCGCAUCGAUGACUCCACUGCCAUCAACUCCAUCUGGUCCUCCACCCGCCGUCAGAAAACACCAACCCACAGGAAGGUGGACCACACCAAGUUAGCCAGCCUAGCCAGGUCGGCUAACGUUAGCUUCACCAACCAACACUCCGACUUCAAGUUUGGAUUAUUUAACAUCCGUUCCCUCUCAGGCAAGGGACAGCUACUACAAGACCUCCUCCUCGACCACAAGUUGGACUUUCUCUGCCUGACUGAGACGUGGCAAACCCCUGACGACUUCUCUCAUCUGAACGAGUCUGUUCCACCUGGGUUUGUUUACACCGCACACCCCCGUCUCACCGGAAGAGGAGGAGGUCUCGCGAUACUUCACCGCGAGACUUGGAAGGUCUCGUCAUUAUCUUUGCCAGUAUCCCAGACAUUCGAAUCUGUGGCUCUACAGCUGAAUGGUCCUACUCCAACCGUUUUACUCAACAUCUACCGCCCACCCAAACCAAACAAGGACUUCAUCAAUGAAUUCACCACACUUCUCACACACAUCUGCUCACUGUCUCCCAACAUCAUUCUGUUGGGCGAUCUGAAUAUUCACAUGGACAACACUAAUCAUCCCCUCACUAAGGACUUCACUUUUUGCUUGGACAGUUUUGGUCUCCUUCAACAUAUUCACUUCCCCACCCACUCUAAAGGUCACAUUUUGGACUUGCUCCGCCAGUUGAAAGCCAAGGGUCGUCAGUUGGAGAGGCUUUUCACCAAAACCGGACUCACGAUCCAUAAACAGAUGCACCAUGCCCACAUCCUCCUCUACAAAGAUGCCCUCUCCUCAGCCAAAUCACAAUUCUUUACUGACAAAAUCACUGCUGGUGCUGGGAACACCAGGACCCUUUUCUCUGUGUGUGGACUCCUAAAUAUUAGAUCUCUGUCAUCUAAAGCUGUAUUAGUAAAUGAUUUAUUAUCAGACAAUCACAUUGAUGUAUUGUGUCUUACUGAAACCUGGCUAAGCCAUGAAGAAUAUGUCAGCCUAAAUGAAUCAACUCCUCCAAGUCAUAUUAAUACUCACAUUCCUCGAGGCACCGGCCAAGGAGGUGGAGUAGCAGCCAUCUUUGACUCAAGCCUAUUAAUGAAUCCUAAACCUAAACUAAACUACAACUCAUUUGAAAGCCUUGUUCUUAGUCUUUCAAAUCCAACCUGGAAAACAUUACAGCCAAUCCUAUUUGUUAUACUGUACCGGCCACCAGGUCCAUAUUCAGAAUUUAUAUCUGAAUUUUCAGAGUGUUUAUCAAGUUUAGUUCUUAAAACUGAUACGGUUAUUAUUGUAGGAGAUUUUAAUAUUAAUGUAGAUGUUGAUAAUGAUUGCCUUAGUGCUGCAUUUAUCUCAUUGUUGGACUCGAUUGGCUUCUGUCAGAGAGUACAGAAACCCACUCACUGCUUUGGCCACACCCUCGACCUUGUUCUUACAUAUGGCAUUGACAUUGAGCAUUUGGAGGUCUUCCCACAGAACCCUCUUCUGUCAGACCAUUACCUCAUAACUUUUGAGUUUAUACUCCCGGAGUGUACACCGUUAGUCCAAAGUUUCUACACCAGAUGUCUAACUGACAGUGCUGUAGCUACAUUUAAAGAAGCGAUUCCUUCUGCAUUUGAUUAAAUACCACGUCUCAAUGUGACGGAGGACUCCUGUGCUAACUUUAGUCCGUCCCAGAUUGAUCAUAUUGUCGAUAGUGCUACAGGCUCACUGAGAAUGACACUAGACUUGAUAGCCCCACUGAAGAAAAAGACAGUGAGGCAAAGGAGGUUUGCUCCCUGGUAUAACCCUCAGACACGCGACCUAAAGCAAACUUCACGAAAGCUAGAAAGUAUAUGGCGUUCCACCAAUCUGGAAGAAUCACGCUUAGUUUGGAGAGAUAGUCUUAAAACAUAUAAAAAGGCUCUCCGUAAUGCCAGAGCAGCCUAUUACUCAUCAGUAAUAGAGAAAAAUAAGAACGCUGAUAAAGGACUCAUCUCCGUACUGGUAUUAUUAGACCUUAGUGCUGCGUUCCACACCAUUGAUCAUGACAUCCUAUUACAGAGACUGGAUCAGUCGAUUGGCAUUUCAGGUACUGCACUAAGUUGGUUUAAAUCCUAUUUAUCUGAUCGAUCUCAAUUUGUAUUUGUAAACGAUGAAGCCUCAAUGACCACCAACGUUAAUCACGGAGUUCCACAAGGUUCUGUGCUUGGACCAAUUUUAUUUACCUUAUAUAUGCUUCCUUUGGGCAACAUUAUCAGGAAACACUCCAUAAACUUUCAUUGCUAUGCAGACGAUACUCAAUUAUAUCUAUUGAUCAAACCAGAGGAGACCAACCAGCUCGCUAAAAUUCAAGAAUGUCUUAAAGACAUAAAAACAUGGAUGAUCUGCAUAUUCCUGAUGUUAAACUCAGACAAAACUGAAGUUAUUUUACUGGGCCCUGAACACCUCAGAGAUCAAUUAUCUGGUGAUGUGGUUUCUGUAGAUGGCAUUGCCCUGGCAUCCAACACCACUGUAAAGAAUCUAGUUAUCUUUGACCGAGACUUGUCCUUUAUACACGUGAAGCAAAUCUCAAGGAUUGCAUUUUUUCAUCUACGUAACAUUUCAAAAAUCAGGCACAUCUUGUCCCAAAAAGAUGCAGAAAAGCUGGUUCACGCGUUUGUUACUUCCAGACUAGAUUACUGCAACUCCUUAUUAUCAGGCUGCUCUAAUAAGUCUCUUAAAUCCCUCCAGUUGAUCCAGAAUGCUGCAGCUCGUGUACUCACAAAAACUAAGAAAAGAGAUCACAUUACUUCUGUAUUAGCUGCUCUGCACUGGCUCCCUGUAAAAUCAAGAAUCACAUUUAAAAUUCUUCUCCUCACCUACAAAGCCUUGAUUGGUGAUGCACCAUCAUAUCUUAAGGAGCUUGUAGUACCAUAUUGCCCCACUAGAGAGCUGCGCUCACUAAAUGCGGGGCUACUCGUGGUUCCU